Drosophila gunungcola (fruit fly) is the source of this 3129-nucleotide messenger RNA. Its product is annotated as coiled-coil domain-containing protein 170. Lineage: Eukaryota; Metazoa; Arthropoda; Insecta; Diptera; Drosophilidae. The record is from RefSeq and is a predicted model, not a curated record. The transcript is spliced from 5 exons. Bases 575 to 3064 code for a protein of 829 amino acids.
GCACAUUUUCAGUUCUCGUUUAUCUUCGCUUUUGCCCCUCUCCAAAGUGCAGACAAUUGGCCAAAACUUGCACACCUCAUUUUCCGUUUCCGGCCAGGCUGGAAAUUUUCACCGUAGAGUGGUAUAGCCACCUAUGUAAAGUCAACCACCCAAAAAACCCACUCCGAUGGCAUCCGCAGUCGCGUGCGUGAGUACGUUGUGGAUAUUGCAUUUGAUACUUCGCCACUUGGCGCCAUGUGAAUGACCCAAAUAAUCCAAACAAACUGUAAAGUUUUCCCCAUGUGCAAACGUGGCUAGAAUGGUGUAACUUCACCACCGACUCCCUUUUCGGCCCUGCCAUUGAGCUCGUUUUCACUUGGAGCAUAAACUCGAGCAUUGUGUGAUGUUAUGUUGAGGUAAAUUCCUCGGUGCCAUGCAUCGGCCUCCCCUCAGUUGUCAGGCCGUUGGGUUGUUAGGCUGCGCGAAAGGAGGUUUUCCCGAACCGAAACCAAAGCUCAGUUCUUCGACGUCUUUGGCUGGGAACGGUCGGUUCGGUUUUUUGAGUGCUUGCAGUCCGGAGUUCGCGGCUUAGAGAAUGCCAAGUGAUAAUCAUCUGCAUCACCACCACUUGGGACACAGUGGUGGCCUGUCGCCGCAUCAUCAUCAUUUGCUGGACACAUCUUGUGGCAAUGCGGGAAUCACUGUCACAGAACAUCAUCAUGGACUGGAUAUGACCACCACAUUGCGCAGCGAAUUGGCUGCUUUGUCCUACAAAAAGGAGCGACUUACAGGAGAGCUCGCUGAAACCCGUACCGCCUUGUGCAGCAAAGAAGCGGAAAUUGAAAAUCUGCGAGCCCAGGCUGCUCGACAGACGGCUCUCAUCGGAUCCCUCCAGAGUCGCCUGCAAAACUCCGAGAGCAGGGAGCAGUCCGUCCAGGCGAGAUGUGAUUCCACCAUUCAGACGGUGCAGCGGGAAAAGCGGAGUUCCGAUGAGCGGAACAAGGAGCUGAUCUGCAAGAUUCAGCACCUGGAAACGCAUGUGGCCAGCGAGGAAUCCCAAAAGGACCAGGCCAAGGCCCAGUUGCACGAUCUCCUGCGCCGACUCAGCAUCAGUUUGGGCAUGGAUGUGUGCGACGGCAAUCAGAACUCGCAUGCCACACCCGAGUGCAUUGUGUCCCGGGCCGAGGAGGUGAUGGUGGAGCUGCAAAGGACCAAGGCCAAGGUCAGUUCCACCUGCGAUACCCUCAGCUCGUGCGAGAAUGAGCUGCUCAACCUGAAAUCACUGGCCAUUAUCGAGAAGCAACGACUCACGGCCCAGCUCGAUGGGGCAGGAAAUCACAAUCACGAGCUUGAAGGACGUUGUCGGCAGUACGAAAGGGAUCUCCAGAUUCAGAGGGAUCGUCUAACCGAGUCGGAAAUCAACGGGGAGAAACUCAAGGAGGAGCUGCGUGGCUUCGAGUCGCGUUGUCAUCGCCUGCAGAACAAUCUGGACCGGACUCAGGGCGAUCGUCUGCAGUUCUUGCGCGGAUUGAGCAAUCUCCUCAAUGUUCCCGAACCCUGCGAAACUCUUAUCAAGGACAAGUUAAGGGAGACCCUGGCGGAAAAUCAGGCCAUGCAUGCGCAAAUGCAUUCGCUGCGAGAUCAGUUGACCUCGGAGCACGAAAAACUGAAGGAGACCCAGCAGACCACCGAAUGUCGCCUUCGUUCUGGAGAGGCUCAGAAGUGUGAGCUAACUGAGCGGCUGGAGAAGUGCCAUGCCGAGAUCCAUACUCUGCGCAAGGAUCACAUGGGUCUGUCGGAGUUCCUGCAACGCCUGGCCAAUGCCAUGAACUGGAGUGAGUGCUCUGCCCCACCAGCCCUGGGCACCGAUACCAACCUGAUGGCGGAGAAUCUGCUGGAAAGAGCCGAGAGACUCACCGCCCACUGCGAGCACGAAGUGUCGCAUCAUCAUCACCAUCACAGCCCGGAGAAGGGAUGCUGUGAUCACGGACAUGCCCAUGGCCAUGGCCAUGGGAAACUGCGCCGGGAGAGAUCGUGUCAUGACAUUCCCCUGAAGGAGAGCAGCAGUGUGUACAACCUACAGCGACGAGUUCGCGUCCUCAGGGAGCAAGUGCAGCGUCGGGAUCUGCACUUGGAGCUGCUGCGUCGUAAGUUGGCCAUAAUUGAGGAUGGUGCUCGGGGCAAGUGCAUGCUGCAGGGCGAACGGGACGAGGCUGUUUGCCGGGCCAAAAAGGCGGCCAAACAGGUGGACAAGCUGAGUGCCCAGCUGGCUGAUGCUAGAUCCCAGAUAGCCGAAGUCAAGGCCCAAUUGGCCGAGGCAGUGGAGUACAAGAUCACCUCGCUGGAACGGGCCAGGAAGAUCGAUGAGUUGACCACCCAGGUGUGUGAUCUGGAGGACGAAAAGACCCGGCUGUUGUCCCAACUGAAUGCCCUGAAGGAGCGCCUCAAGUCCUCCUGCGAGUCCAACCAAAAUCGUAGAUGUCGUGAUGAGGCUCUAAUAAAUUCCAUGCGCGAUGAUGUCAACCGUCUCAGUUCACAACUUUCGGAUGCCAAUCAACGACUGUCCCACUUGCAAUCCUUCCGCACUUCGGUGGCCAGGACACUGCAUCUUAGGGAUCUGCCGGAAACCGAUCUACUGCAUCGCCUCCAGGCCUUGUGCUCCGCCCAUCAGGAGUUUACCAUGCUCUCGAAACGCUAUGAGACAGCUUCGCCAGUUGGCGACCAUCCGUGUCCUCGUUACGAUGACCCCAUACCACCUUCCGCCCACUGUCGCCCACCCAGGGAGCUCAGUCCUCCGCCUCCAACUUCCUUCCAUAACAAGGCAACACUCCACUCCGGCAACGGCCAUCACCCACCGUCUGAGCACCACCAUGGCUCCAGUAGCCAUGUCCACAAUCAUCACGGACACGGACAUGGUCAUGGCCACGGAUCCCAUUCAAGACGCCAACGCAGCAAAAGCCGGGAUAAACGGCUUCACGACGAGUGCUUCGACACGGAUGUGCAUCGAUUGCAUCACGGCUGCAAGGAGGAGCUACUGGCCACCGGAUCCGAGGAUGACUAUGACUUCAAGAGCAAAUACUGCUAAAGUAACGCACCUUUUCUAUGCAUUUGUAUUUUUCCGAGCAACCAAAAAUAAAACAUUAAUUCUUU